Lethenteron reissneri (Far Eastern brook lamprey) is the source of this 2843-nucleotide messenger RNA. It is a transcript of the gene INTS12, whose product is annotated as integrator complex subunit 12. The record is from RefSeq and is a predicted model, not a curated record. Gene Ontology annotation, biological process: snRNA 3'-end processing. Gene Ontology annotation, cellular component: integrator complex. NCBI's taxonomy places the organism in Eukaryota, Metazoa, Chordata, Hyperoartia, Petromyzontiformes, Petromyzontidae.
UUCGUGAAGCCGGUCAGUCGGUCGGUGGUUGAGCUCCGAGCGAAAGAUGUUGUACAGCUUAGAGAAGGGACGCGUUUAAUGAGUACAACUUCAACAGAGAAAAGGUUUCCGCUGCUCAAACAAAGUCUCUCUUUACGGUGGGCUUUUUGGGGUUUCUCCCCCCCCCCCCAGCUCCCUGGUGUGCCAGCGAGAGAGAUGGUGCAGCCCCUGGCAGUGCCAGUCUUGGCGGGGGAGCUGGACCCCCUGUUCGUGCGCGCCCUCGGGUACCUGCGCUCGCGUUCGCGCGACUCGGCCGAGCGGCUCCGCACGCUGCUUGAUGACGCCCUGACACGCAGUUCGGGAGAUCCGGGCAAUCGCAUCCCCCACAGGGACCUGGAAGCUGUGGUCAAAGGAAGCAAAGGACACUCGUCCUCCAAGCAUCACGAGGGAAAACAUGGGACACGACCGCCCUCGGACAAGAGCAGGAGAGACGGGGACAGGAAGACGGACAGGGCUAGGCCGGAGGGGCUGGAUGUGGCUCAUGAGCAUCCCAAGAAGCCGAAGCUGGAGCGAGCAGACAGUGGCCGGAAUGGCGCUGGUGGCGGCGGAAACUCCCCUGCGCUGUUGCCCUUGCUGCAUGCGCCGCAGCAGCCGGCCCCGAGCCGUGUGGCCGACAUCCCGGCACAGGAAGCCCCCGUCACCGGAGGCCCCGAGUUGUCUGAUGAAACCAACGCCGACGAUUUUGCCAUGGAGAUGGGACUGGCAUGCGUUGUGUGCCGGCAGAUGACGGUGAGCCCGGGGAACCAGCUGGUCGAGUGCCAGGACUGCCACGACCUGUAUCACCAGGAAUGCCACCGCCCAGGCGUCUCCGACAAGGAGGCUACUGACCCCCGCCUUGUAUGGUACUGUGCUCGCUGCACCAAGCAGAUGAAGAAGAUGGCCGUGCAGUCCCACAAACUGCAGAAGGUGGUGGCCAAAGCUUCGAUGUCGCUGUCGUCGGCACCGAGCCCCUACGUGAGCAAGGAAGCAGCCGUGAAGAAGCCAGAAAACAAGAGCCCAUCGGACUUCUCCUUCCAGGCCUUCAAGCGCUCCGAACUCAAGGGUACGUCCUCCUCGGCCGUCGCCCCCUUGCAGUCGACUCCAGCCUCCUGCUCCGCAGCGUCGGCUGCCGGCCCCACGGGGGCAGGUGGACUCGCGGGGUGGGCCGCCAACUUCAACACCAAGACAUCAUCGUCAUCCUCAACGUCGUCGUCAUCGUCGUCGUCACCAUCGUCGUCAUCAACGUCAUCGCAGAUGCCCUCAGUCUCUUCUUCGUCAUUUUCCACAGCUGCCCCUCCUGGAGUCCAGAUUACCAAGGCCUCUAAGCUGCCCUCUGUCAAGGUGCUCCUCAAGGCGUCGCCCUCAGCCUCCUCAGUGGGGACAACAACAACAGCAGCAGCAGCAGCAACAGGAGGUGGUAGUGGGCCGGUGUCCCCAGCAGGCCUCAUGGCCGUGCCGUCCAUUAAAUCAAGCAGCAGCAGCAGCAGCAGCAGCCUGGGGAAAACUAGUGCUGGCGGCAACAGCAGCGGUGGCAUCAGCAUCACCAUCAGCACAGCGGGAAUGUCCGGUGUUGGAACUGGUAGCAUUGGGGCUGGUGCGACAGUGGGGGCAGCUACUGCUACAGUGAUUGCAGCGCCAAGUUCGGCAAUCACUGCGGGCAGUGGGGGAAGCAGCAGCUCGGGGAAUGGUGCGGGGAAGGCGCCGACGUCACAGGAGUCGCAGAUGAAUGCCCUGCGGAGGCUGCACCUCGUGAAGAAGAAGGCGGCUCAGAAGAAGCUAAAGAAGUGAAAAUAUGGCGCUUGGUCGGGUAGCGCAAAAGAUCUCCGGUUGGCACUCACACUCCGUUCUGUCUUCCACCAUUCAUAUUAUUUUUCCAUGUAACACUCAUUCUCUCAUUAUCACCUUCUCAGCCUGGUUUGCUGUAACUUUCAUGCUCUCUCCUUCAGACAUUAAAAUCUCUCUAAUUUCCAUUUACAUCUCUCUUUCUCUUUUAUAUCCUCUCACCUUUCUCAUGUUCACUACGACUCUCCUGCAUUCGUUUUUGCUCACACUCAACACUAUCACUCCCACUAAUCUUUCUUAAAUUUUUCUCUCUGACUCCUCUUUCCGUGCUCAGUCGACUUGACGCACUCUCUUGGUCUCAUCCCAUGAGCCAACUUGAAAGAGAAUGGUAUUGCGAUGGAGGAGAAGACUACUCUGUAGGAACUUAGUAAAAAAAUGCUGUUAUUUUAUCUCCUGCAUAGGAAACUGGGACUCUAAAUGAAAUGCAACAUCCUCAGGCAAUUGCGUCAACUUUUAUUGUAAUGAUAAAACUAUAUUCGAGUCUGCUAGGAUGUAUUUUAAUAUUGGUAUUCGCCAUUGUAAAGUUACCAGUUUGUAUGUCUGCCACCUCAAAGACACCUUUCAAGUGAAAAACAAACACCUGGAAAGCUUGAAAGAUUAUACAGAUGCAUUCAGAACAACCUUUAAUUAGACGAAUGACACCUUUUAUUUAGCCAGGUGACAACCUGAUUGCAAUAAUAACAAUUGAGUAAAGGACAUCUGAAAUGUCCAGAGACUGUUGGUCAUAUACUUGAGAUUUAGUCAUAAAAUAAUGGCAUUGCAGUCUCCCACUGAUAAGUCACCGAUAAAGGCCCAUAUAAUAGUUGUACUUUAAGGAGCAUUGUGACUUAAUUAAAUGCAUCGUUUUUGGUAACGAGUCUAACACACACUUCCAGCCAUCACACCAGUGGCACAAUUUUAUGGCACAAUCUUUACUUUGUCGCCAAAAUAAGCGAUCAAGUAUUGUCCUGUGAUAAAAAUACAAAAAGGGAUUGAAAUGAAAU